This is a messenger RNA of Zychaea mexicana, 1321 nucleotides long. RefSeq names its product Ribokinase-like protein. The record is from RefSeq and is a predicted model, not a curated record. Gene Ontology annotation, biological process: purine ribonucleoside salvage. The transcript is spliced from 2 exons. NCBI's taxonomy places the organism in Eukaryota, Fungi, Mucoromycota, Mucoromycetes, Mucorales, Lichtheimiaceae. Gene Ontology annotation, cellular component: cytosol; nucleus. Bases 59 to 1102 code for a protein of 347 amino acids. Gene Ontology annotation, molecular function: adenosine kinase activity.
UGCCUACCUACCACCGGUAAAACCAACUUCGUGUCGUUUACAAAAAUAUACUUUGAAAAUGCCUGGCAACUACGAGCUUCUCGCAAUGGAAAACCCUCUGCUGGACAUUCAGUGCAAUGCCACUGAAGAGAUCCUCAACAAGUAUAACUUGAAGGCCAACAACGCCAUCUUGGCUGAUGACUCGCACAAGCCUUUGUAUGAUGAGAUUGUUGAAAAGUUCAAUGUCGUCUAUGUAGCUGGUGGUGCUGCCCAGAACACUGCACGUGGUGCCCAGUACCUUUUGCCUCCCAACUCGACCGUGUACAUGGGCUGUGUCUCUGAUGACAAGUACGCCAAUGCCAUGAAGGAGGCUGCUGCUGCCGACGGUCUGCGCACCCACUACCAGGUUACCGAUGAAGCCCCUACCGGCACCUGCGGUGUCUUGAUCACUGGCCAUGACCGUUCGCUCGUUGCCAACUUGGCUGCUGCUGAAAAGUUCAAGCUCGACUUUUUGAAGAAGCCCGAGAACUGGGCUAUUGUCGAGAACGCAAAGUACUACUACUUUGGCAGCUUCUUCUUGACCCACGAUGGCGGCUAUGCCUCUGCCUUGGCCGUGUCGGAACAUGCUGCUGAGAACAACAAGGUCUUUGGCCUGAACUUGAGCGCCCCCUUCUUGUCCCAGUUCUUCAAGGACCGUUUGGAUGCCGUUGUCAAGAACGCCGAUUUGUUGUUCGGUAAUGAGGAUGAGGCCCGUACCUACUCGACUGCCGCCGGCUGGGGCACCGAUGAUGUCAAGGAAAUUGCCAAGAAGCUGGCCGCCUUGCCCAAGGGCAACGCCCGCCCUCGUACUGUUGUCAUCACCCAGGGCUCUGACGAGACCGUUGUUGCUGUCGGCGAUGCCGUCUCGGUCUUCCCCGUCACCAAGGUCGAGGAGCAGGACAUUGUCGAUACCAACGGUGCUGGCGAUGCUUUCUGCGGUGGUUUCAUGGGCUUGUAUGCUCAGGGCAUUGAGGAUGCCCCCCGCUGCGUUGCUGCUGGCCACUACAUCGCCAGCUUGUGCAUCAAGCAGGUUGGCCCCACCUUCCCCAAAGUCGGCGAGCGUGAAGCCAUUCCCAACUUUUAAGCAUUAAGAAAAAGCAUGUGAUGUCAAAGAAAAGUGUGGUUCAACAGCACCCCUUCCUUCUUUUGUUUUCUUGUUCUAAAAUAAUACCAUCUUCUAUCUGUAAUCAGCAUCCCUCCCUUGUGUUUCUUUCGUUUCCCCCCAAACCUACCCAACCCUACCCUUCCCACUCGUCAUUUGUAUCAUAAACCGUUUUCAACAACCAGCUUUAUGUAAAAUAUA